AUGAAUACUCUUAUGCCAUCAAACCUGAAUGACAUAUGUAUCCAUCUCUCUGGGAUAGCUAUUCAUGUAACUGAAUAAAUAAAAAACCAAAAUGAGUAGAUUCAAGGAAUGUGCUUAGAAAGGUAAAAAACUAUGGAAAAAUUGUAAAAACAACUUGAGAAGAUGAAUUAAGUAAUUUCUAGGAUGUGUGAUAAAUAACCUCAACAAACAUCUGACUAGAUUCAAAUUCUUAAGAAUCAGUAAUAUAAAUAUGAACUGUAAAUGGAAGAAGAAUUAGAGCUUCCGUGCUACAGAAACAGAAUUUUUCAAAUCAAACUAAAGCUAGUUUAGAAUGAAAAAACAAUAAUCAAUGUGAAUAAUCUCCUUGUUGAGUUACAAAUUUGGACUUACGACAAGAUUCCUAAAAAACUCACCCAUAACAAUAAAAAUCAAUCAAUCUUCAAAGGAUGCUAAUAAACUGUAAUAAAAAAAGGCUAUGGCAAACUUAGCAGGAUUCAGAUUAAGGAAGUUUCCUCCCAUUUUCCAAAAGGGACAUUUAUGAUGAUGAUUAUACCAACUGAUGACGGGGCCGUUAUUGGAGAAGAGAGUAAAUUUAUCAUAAAAAAAGAGUGGAUAAAGCCUCUCAUUAUAAAUGAUGUCUCAAUAAAGGCAAAAAAGUUUUCUGAUAGACAUAAUCCCUAUUAUGCCAAGUCUGAUGGAACAAUUAAUAUUUUGGAAUAGGAAUGA
Messenger RNA from Paramecium tetraurelia, 726 nucleotides. RefSeq lists its product as uncharacterized. The record is from RefSeq and is a predicted model, not a curated record. NCBI's taxonomy places the organism in Eukaryota, Ciliophora, Oligohymenophorea, Peniculida, Parameciidae. The transcript has 3 exons.